UUUCAGUCGACUUGCAGAAAUAACAAUAAAGAAUCAGGUAGGUGUCAUGAGUGGUGAUCGAUAGGCCAACCAUCCAUGAUUAUAUUUACAUUAAAUUUUAAUCGAUUGCAAGUGAUGGUAGCGCAGCGAUCGGCAAAGCAGGCGGGUGGGGUGCACCGAAGUGUCCGGCCUGGUCAUGAUUUAUUGUACUGUGAAGCAUUUCGAGUCGGAGGGCAUCUCAAUUUUGUUUUCUCUCUAAUCUUUAAUCCUCGCAAAAACACGAGGGUCUGUGGUCCCAGCAGCGUCACUACAUUCAUGGGAGCUGCUAUACCUGUGUCGCUGGAGAAAGGCCCACCAUGAACGCCCUUAUGAAAGACUCAACAUCCUAGCACCUGUCAUGUAUCACUAAAAGGCCAUUUAAGACUGAAGUACUCCAUAAAUGAGGGGGAAGUAUUAAAUUGGAACUAUGCUGAAAAAGGAAAAGGUUCGACCUGGCUACUGGCAUGUGUCUGAGACUCCGGAGGGGAGGAUUCAAGACUGGUUGACCCAAUGGGACAAGGGUCACUGGGACUUCUACUACACAGAGCCCGGUCCGAAUCUGGUGAAAUACUUUGAAAAAGUCACUGAUGGACGGAAAGGUCUGAAAAUCCUCGUUUCCCACUGUGCAACGACCUAUGACCUCAUCUGGUUCUGUGAGCGAGGACACACUGUGGUUGGUGUCGAUCUGGCCGAGAGCGCCGCACAACGGAUCUUCAAGCAGUACAAGCAGAAACCUAUCAUUGAAGACGUCCCCAGUAUCAACGGAAAACUGUACAAGAAUGAGACUGGUACCUUCAAAUUUUACGCUGGCAAUUUCUUCCUGUUCAACGAGGAUUUGGAAGGAACGUUCGACUUUAUCUGGGACUCUAAGGCUAUGUGUGCUGUUGAUAUCAGAGACAGACCCAGUUACUUGAAGGUUAUCCGACGAGUGAUGGGACCAAAGUGUACAAUGAUGCUGGAGUUUCCGACGAACAUUUUCCCAGGAGCACCCUACUAUUUCAGUGAGGAACAGUUAAAAGAGCUUUACGGCGACUACUGCGACGUGAAGUAUCAGGACCAAUACGACUUCAACCCCUACAGAGCCUACCACGGGGACGUGGACGAAGACGGGAAACCGCUGAAGCAGGAAGAGGCUGUGGAAGAGGAGGAAAAGCUUGUGAUCCACUUACAGAAUUAUUGUCUGAGGAAGAGGGACUGACGUUGGUAUUUCUCUGCUAGUUCCAAACAACUCUCAUAAUCUGACAACGAUCCAGAAUAUAGUCAAUUAUAUAGAACAAUUAGUGAUAGAAACAAACAAUUCCAUUUAAAUUAAACAGAUCCCCGGUGAGCUGGGAGAUUCAGAGCCUG
Haliotis rubra (blacklip abalone) is the source of this 1365-nucleotide messenger RNA. RefSeq names its product thiopurine S-methyltransferase-like. The record is from RefSeq and is a predicted model, not a curated record. Bases 446 to 1216 code for a protein of 256 amino acids. Gene Ontology annotation, molecular function: thiopurine S-methyltransferase activity. Lineage: Eukaryota; Metazoa; Mollusca; Gastropoda; Lepetellida; Haliotidae. The transcript has 10 exons.